CGAAAUGGCAAAGCUUUUUUUAAUAUUUAGUAUUUUCACACUUCUUGCAACUAUACCAGACUCCAGUUUUGUAAAAUCGGACUUAACAACGAGAGAGCGAAUAAAGAAACAUCAAGAUUGGCUGAGAGAGCAUCGAAAACAAAAAACGAAAAAAAAUCUAUCGAAUAACUCAUAUUAUGAGCUUGCAAAUUUAUGGCAUACGAGAAAAGAUUUAUCCGUUAAGCAGAAACCAAAUAACAAGGAUGCAUACUUGGAAAAUGAGACCACUAAUAAAAUGCCCAACAGGAGCGAAGAAAAAGUAUUAAAGUCAACUAUUAUAUUAAUGAAUGCAACCAAUCAAAGUACAUCGACAUCCAAAACUUUUUUGGAAACAACAACAUUGGCAAGUAUAACUACCAGAGAUCCCGUAGAAAAUGGUAUUGUACCGACAACAAAACAAAUCCUAAGUCCUGAGGAGGUUUUCUCAUCGCCGCAUCCGCCAAAAGAAGUUACUACCAAAAAAACAAAAAAGAAAGUUUAUCCAUAUCCUCGGUGGGAUAAGUGGAGUAACUGGAGUGAAUGCUCGCGAAGUUGCGGUGGAGGCGUUAAGUAUCAAGUUCGAAAGUGCAUUAAUCGCAACCUAUUGACGAAUAAUCAGCUUACGAGUAAUGCAUGCGUUGGCUAUUUCAAACGUUAUCAGCUGUGCAAUGAUGUGCCAUGCGACCAGCAAUCCCCGGAUUUUCGGGCUUCUCAAUGUACAACUUACAACGAUAUUGAGUUUCAUGGUCAUCGAUAUAGGUGGGAACCUUAUGUGAAGGAUGAUGCUGAGUGUGAGCUAAACUGCAUGCCAUUUGGAAUGAAAUCUUUUGCUACUCUUAACGAAUCUGUAAUCGAUGGUACGCCAUGUCAACAUCCUGCUGAAUAUUAUCGAUCUCAACUUUGGAACCGCGCUGUUUGUGUGGAUGGUGCCUGCAAGGCUGUUCAUGCCAGUGGUGAAAUCGAUGGAUUAUAUGCUCACAGUGGAUCAGUGAGUUGUGGAGGAUUACUUUGCCGUCCUGUCACGGGGAUCUUCACCAGAGAUCCCCUCCCUGAACUUGCUUAUAUACACGUUGCCAACUUACCAGCGGGUGCAUCCAAUAUUUCAAUAACGGAACUCAAGAAUAGCAUAAACUUGCUGGUUCUUCGUACUUCUAAAGAUGUAUCCAUUUUCAAUGGCGACAACAGUGUAUCUGAAAGUGGAUCUUAUGAAGCUGUUGGUGCCGUCUUCGACUAUCACCGAAUCGAUGGAGCUCUGGAUAGUAAGGGGGUGACCGAGUGGAUCACUAGCAUUGGACCCAUCAGGGACUCAUUGCAACUUAUGGUUUUCACAAAGACACCUAACAAUACUGGUGUAAAGUACGAGUACAUGCUGCCGAUAAUAUCCGAGUCCGAGGAAAAUGAAAUGUCAUUGGAGAGUAGCGAUGGCCUGUUGAAAUCCGGCAUCGAGGACACCAGUUCAUCCAGUUCGAGCUCAAGGGCGGGACGAAAGCGUAUCUUUAAUUGGAAAGUAAUUGGUUUCAGUAGCUGCACGAAAUCCUGCGGAGGUGGCACUCAGGCACCCAUUAUACGUUGCAUUCGAAAGAAUCCAUUGCGGUAUUACUCGCAACGCCGUUGCAUGCACUCCGCGAAACCGGUACUCAAUGAGAACCUAUUGCACUGCAACACGCAACCGUGUCCGGCUUAUUGGAGAUUUGAUGAUUGGGGUGAAUGUCGCUGUACUAGUGGCAUAGGUUUCCGAAAGAGGGAGGUAAGUUGUGUCCAGGAGUUGGCUUCCGGUCUGGUCAUCCACGUUGAUAAGGUCGCCUGCAUGGAGGAUCAACCAGCAACUCAGAAACAAUGUGAAUGCCCUAAAACCAGGCGUCGCAACCUAUCUCGAUAUCGAAUCCAAGGCAAUUCAGAGUCCACGAAUACGACUCAAGUCAAGAGAAGCAAAAUCGAUGGCACCGAAGCGAAUGCUAUCUGGUUGAUGUCGGAAUGGAAUCAGUAUUGUUCUGUCACUUGUGGUUCAGGUGUUGAACAUCGUACUAUAUUUUGUGAUCGUUCCAAGGCCGGUGAGCAGCGUUGUGAUCCCAGCACAACUCCCGAUAGUCGUCGUCCUUGCGAAAGGUCCAGUUGCGAAGUGGGAGAUUGGUUCACCGGUCCUUGGUCCUCGUGUAAUGGCGAUUGCUUUGAUUUGACACGGACCCGAGAGGUGUUGUGCAUCCAAAACCAGCUAAUCAGUGAGCCCAAGGAAUGCACGCCAGAACUGAAGCCGGCAUCCGUCGAGAAAUGUUCGCACGAGGAGGUGGAAUAUUGCGCCGCCCGUUGGCAUUACUCGGAUUGGUCAGAGUGUACAAAACCAUGUGGCGGUGGUACCCAGCGACGCAGUGUAAAGUGUUUGGAAUACGAUAUAAAGUUGAACGCUCUUCGGGAAGCUUCACAAUGUCGGUACACAACCAGGGAGCCCAUUUACCGUAAUUGCAAUGCGCAAAAGUGUGAAGAAGUGCAAAAUACUGAACCUGUAUCGACUUGCACCGAUAAGUUCGCCAACUGUCAAUGGGCUUUCCAAGCGAAGCUGUGUAGCUACGAUUAUUAUCGCGAGAACUGCUGUACUUCUUGUACGGGUGGCAUUUAAAGUUUAUAGUUUUUAAGAAUCUUACUUAAUUUAUAUAUCGAAUCAUUAACCGCCGUGCAUGAUAGCUAAAUAAAAUACUAUUAAGUUUUACACCGAAUGACAUUUCGUUAGCUUAAACAUAUAGUAUUUUCUGACUCUAAGCUCAAAAUAAAGCUUGCAGGGAAAUGCAAAUGGUAAAAUAUCGGUCAAGAAAACUGUAUUAACGCAAUUAAAUAACACAUACUAAAAUAAACUAGAUGAAGACUAAAACCACAUAAUUAGUAAAAUUCUGCAUUAUCUUAAAAUUAACAUUAAGGAUCGAAAAGCGAUAUUGUUUAAUAUGCAAAAACUUUAAUAUUAAUAAACCAGAGAUUAAAAGAAAGUGUGCAUUUUUUCUCGUUUAAGAAUAAAUAAAUCAAAAUAA
Molecule: messenger RNA, 3035 nt
Organism: Drosophila eugracilis
Lineage: Eukaryota; Metazoa; Arthropoda; Insecta; Diptera; Drosophilidae
Gene: loh
Product: thrombospondin type-1 domain-containing protein 4
Exons: 10
Coding region: 5-2632 (875 amino acids)
Biological process (GO): extracellular matrix organization
Cellular component (GO): extracellular matrix
Molecular function (GO): metalloendopeptidase activity
Source: RefSeq, a predicted model, not a curated record